Molecule: messenger RNA, 1011 nt
Organism: Paramecium tetraurelia
Lineage: Eukaryota; Ciliophora; Oligohymenophorea; Peniculida; Parameciidae
Exons: 1
Biological process (GO): ribose phosphate metabolic process; nucleoside phosphate metabolic process
Molecular function (GO): ADP-glucose pyrophosphatase activity; ADP-ribose pyrophosphatase activity
Source: RefSeq, a predicted model, not a curated record
GUAAAAUAUUUGAACUAAACCAAAUGAGUGGUGUUGAGAAACCAAUAAUUUUAAUUUGCUGAGCUUUAUCUUCCAUGUUCAGAAAAUUGUUCUUACGGUUUUGAUUCUUGAAACGAGUUAUUAUGAGUUACCUUCAAGUUUUUAUUAUUGUAAGGCUAAUUCGUAUGCGUAUGUUGAUCUGAUGGAUUAGAAGUCUUUAAUCCCAGGUAUUUCUCAUUUGUUUAUUACAUAAUUGGAUUAUCAAUAUUAUAUUAAUAUUGUUUAAAUGAUAAGAAAUAUCCUGAUACGAGGGAAAAAUGUUCCGUUUUUAAAAGGAGAGAAUGUUCUGAUGGAUCAUUUCAAUAAGGUGGAGUAGGCCAAGAAAUUUUAAAAUUAUUUAAACUCCUGGGAACAGUCAAACGUUGAAGUCAAAUAAAUAGAGGUAUCUUACGUGUACAUGUUUGGAUAAAAUGUUGGUUUUGUCAAUUUAGUAGUUGAUGCAUAUUUGAAUGGAAUCAGGUUGCCAGGCUUCGUAUUUCUGAGAGGAGAUGCUGUAGCAAUUCUCUUGUUAGUCAAUAAGAAGAUGGUGCUUACAUAACAAUUUAGAGUGCCAGUUGGUAAAUUUACAAUAGAAGCACCUGCUGGCAUGAUGGAUGAGCAAGGAGACUUUGGAGGAGUGGCAGCAAAGGAGAUAAAAGAGGAAACAGGAAUCAGCAUUUAGCAUAAUGAGAUGCAGUAUUUAUAGGAUAUGCUUGUAUCUCCAGGAGGAAGUGACGAAGUGAUUCAUUUGUUUGUUGUAGAGAAGAAUAUGGAAUAGGCAUAAUUAGAUGAGUUGUGUUAGAAGACACAUGGAGAAGAAGGAGAAGGAGAAUAAAUAAAGUUAGUAAUCCAAGAUUUUACAUGGGAAAAUAUAUUAAAGACUUAGGAUUCUAAAUUGAUAGCAGCUGCGGCAGCUUAUUAUAGUAAAAAACAAUGAGGCAUAUAUCAUAUUUAUUAAAAAUGAAAUUAUGUGGUCUAAACAGGAGAAUCUAA